Molecule: messenger RNA, 6752 nt
Organism: Wyeomyia smithii (pitcher-plant mosquito)
Lineage: Eukaryota; Metazoa; Arthropoda; Insecta; Diptera; Culicidae
Exons: 6
Coding region: 192-6044 (1950 amino acids)
Biological process (GO): actomyosin contractile ring assembly; mitotic cytokinesis; septin ring organization
Cellular component (GO): actomyosin contractile ring
Source: RefSeq, a predicted model, not a curated record
GUCGAGUAAACAUACGCGCGUAUAUGAGCGGUAGUUUUUGCGUAACGUAACACGAAAGAUCUCUUCGUUUAAGCCGUGCUGUGCUUGUUUUAUGCUAGACUCCUGCUUCAAGGAUAUUAGACAAACUUGUGUUAAAAACUAGUUUUUUUUAAGCUGGUGUGUGGUUUAGUAUUAAAAUAAGUGUCAAAUUGAUGGAUGCGACUCUUGAAGAGAAGUGCUCAAUAAUCGCCAAUAAAAGCAACAACAACAGCACCAGCAGCAGUAGUGCCAGCGAGGAAGGCAAUGACCAAAAUAGUGAGACCAGCGAAAAUGCAAACAUCACCAGUGUAAGAAGAAACCCAUCAAUCCUUCUGGCGCUGGAUACUGUGCACCGGUCUCUGCUGUUGAAAAAUUUGCAGUUCGAUCAAGAAUCCAACCACAGCGGCGGCGAGAGUUACUCUGCUUGGGGAAGCAGCACUUGGGAAGAGGAACUACAGCAACGUGCAACACAGGAAAAUCCACUUGACAAUAAUCUAACACAGCCAACGAUAACGGAAGUGGUAAAGGUAACCAGUUCUGGUGAAAGUGAUCAAGUGGAUUGUCCAAAACAGAUCACAGAACCCGCGAAUACACUUGAAUCACAGAUCAAACAAACAACCGAUGCGGUUUCCCGUGGGGUUGGUGGUUCGGUGCUGGGAACACGGCGGGAACGAGAUUUGAAUAAUAACAGCAAAGUCAACGAUAGUCGUGUCAUGAUGAUGGUAGCCAAGUACGAAUCACAACAGGGAAAGGGGGUUGUUGGUAGUCAGAUUGACGAGACUGAGACGAGUGAUUUUGAAACAGCUAGCGUAAGUAGUAGCAGCUUGGGAAGUUUGCGAAGCAGUUCCGCUUUUAGUGAAGGAAGUCGAGAUGUGAUGAGUGUGGAAAACUUCGGUAAACCUGAGCUAGUAAACGAACAAGAAAAAUGUCACCGAGUGACUGCAGGAACUUCUACUACGAUUACGAUAAACAUUAAUAAUAAGACUGCGGACAAUGGCUGUGAUAGAAGGUCGCUGGGCACAAACCCGGAAACGAAGGCUGUGCAUGUACAAGUUCCCGAAGAAAGUGAAACAGAACCAGCAAUAAUGGGCAGUGAGGACGACGAAUCUACCGCGUCUGAGCCAGUGGAAGAACAACAAACAGUUGAAUCCGCUGAUAUAUUCAGUGAUCAGUCUUUGUGCGACACUCGUCAUUUUCAAACGGCUGAAAGCCAAGAGUUUCUAGACUGUGGAGAUGACACUGUAUCGUCUAAUUCUGGUUAUGAUGAUAGUAGUACGGAAGAUAGUGAUGUUAUUGUUGAGGCUCCGCAACAAAAACAAACUUCGAAGGUCAUCAACCAGGAAGUUAUCGAUAGCGAUAGUGCGCCAAUGAUCAAUAUUAUUCAAGAAAUGACCCCAAAUCUGCAGGUCACAUCAACCGUAGUACUAAACAAGGCUAAAAUAAAAAACCAUCGAAAAGCUCGCCAUGCCGAAAAAGCGCAAAAGCAGAAAAAAGAAAAGAAAAAAAUGGAUAGUUCCAUCUUCAGUCGUCAAAAGAUAAUUGACGACAAUUUCUGUAAUGAGAUCCUCGAUUCAACCAUUCACUUCGAUCGGUUGUAUGGUUUGAAUCGAAAAACGACCGAUGAAGCUCCAAUCGAAGUGCUGAGUGAUUCCGCGCUACUGCCUUCAUCGGCUGGUGAUGAGUCGUUUGAUUCCUCUUUAUCUUUCGGAAAGCUGGAAGGGAAGCCACGCUAUUCCGGUCGACCUGUAGGGCGACUAAUGGCCAGACGACUAAAAAAGCUAGACAAACCGUCUAAGCAAAGCAAAUCCGAAGGACUUUCAGAUUCAUCGACAUCGAACUAUGCGAAUGGACCAAAAAAGCCCCCGCGAACAUUUGCAUCUCGAGAAAAUUCUAAGGUUGGCUGGGUUCUCGAGAAAAAGGAACCCUCAUCGGUAAAGCACUCAAAACAAACAGAAAAACCUAGCUGCCCAAAACUUGAAGAUCUCGAUUCCGAUCCGGAUUUGGUUGGAUGGAAUUUUAACGAACAGCAAAAGUCACACGAAAUAGGGUGGACUGUGCCGAAAGAACGUAGCAAUGGAUCUGCAAUUCCUGCGCAUAUCUAUAGUAUGCUUCACUAUUCCGACGAUGAAACUAAAAAGCGACUGAUCAAAUCUUCCAAAUUGCGAGCUGCACCGCAGGCUUCGCCUGGCAAUUCUCGAUCACAGCAAUCUCCUUUCGGGCCUAAACUGGACAUCGAUACCGUAGAUAGUGGUUGCUCGGAAAGCGUCUCGAGACAACGCAAAACAUCUUCAAGUUUGGAAUUCGAAACUUUCGCUGCAAAUUCAAAAAUUAAAAGCACACCUCACAAACAACGGCAUCAGCAGGUCAGCAGACGAACCGACCUUUUUUUGAAAUCCGAGCGCAACCAGAACCCCAAGGACAGACGUCGAACAACCGGAAAUAUUCCAGAUCGGGCGCAGCAAGAGCUGGCCGAAAAAUACCAUUUUUUAGAUGAUAGCAGACGAAGUGAUCACGACCCAAAUCAGGAGACAUUGUGUCGCAAAUGCACUGAAAAAUCACAGGGUAAAAAAUCUUUUCGUAAGGCAGCCGUACGACGGACCAAAUCUUUCUUCGAAGCAUCUAAAAAGAAAAUACAUUUACAGGGGUUGAAGAAGAAAGCCAAGAAGGAUCGUUUUGACACCCCGAAAAAGUGCGAGCUCCUCGGGUCCAACUUGAACAAAGAAAAUUCCGUUAAAAAACAGUUACACAAACAUCUAGGUUACACACCGGAUCAUUUAAGGUGCGGAUCUUGCCCAAAGCAGUCCGGAAUGGUACAUAACAAUUUAACUGCAGAGACCAGAUCGGCGCCUGCUAGAAUCAACGACGGUCACCCCUUACAUCGACUUCCAGCGAGGACAGCUCUCAAUUUUUCUGGACCCGAUGUAGUUAGUUUCGACGAGGUUGAUGGAGCUGCAGAACAAAAAAAGCAAAAGUCUCACGAAAUAAAAUUCCUAAAAACUCUGAAGAAUCUCAAAAUUUCUCCAAAGAAGUUAUUCAAAUCACAUGAUGAGUCAUGCAAACAACAACAGUGCACAAAGACGUCCUCCCCUCGUCAACAUGGAGACUUCCAGUCGUAUGACGAUCUGAACUUGGAUGAUGUAGCCCACAUGGGUGACUUCCUAAAUAACGUUCGACGGGCGGUGGAAGUGGAACGGAGGAACAAUUGUCAGGAAGAGCUUUUAGUCAGGGAAACUGCGAGUUCUUUCUCACGAAGCCGACGCAUAUCUACCAGCAGUGAACUGUUAGAUAGUUCUGCCAUGCAGCGUCUUCAACGGCUUCGAUACAUCGCUGAUCAACAUGAAGAACCUAUCUACCAGGAAAUCUCCCCGAAAAACAAUAAAACUAUUAUCAAUGAGUUCAUAAGUGGAGAAUCAUCUGGAAAUCAACGCUACUUGAUGGUGAAUAACAACCCGAAUGUGCUGUAUGCCACGGUUAAUAAAACUGCUAAAAAUUUAAUCAAAGCAAAGUCAAACAACAGCAUCUGUGAGGAUCAACCGCAGCCGGUUAGUGUAAAAAAGCUCAACGCCGAUCCACCAAAAUCUCCGACAUGCCCGCAGCAGUCAAACACUUCGAUCGAAACACAUCCACACUCUGUCUCUGGCAGAAGACUAAGACGUUCCUUGUUCCGUAAUUCUACUGCAUGCGAUGAUAGUGGUGAUGGUGGUCCCAAUCGAUCCGGUUCCAUCGAUGAAGAAAAUGACAUCUCGGUUUUGCAGGAAGACGACGACGAUAAGCAACAACUUUGCAUACACGACGUUGGUACUGACAGACAAGAAGUGACCGAACCGUUAAUCCUUCGACAACAAGUGGGAAAGAUGGGGACUAAUCCGAACAAACGUAACGAUGACAGCGCGGGUAUGAGAAUGGAUGACGACGCCUAUCGGGUCUUCAGCGGUGACAUUCACCGCACCAACAGCGGUACGAUGAUGCGAGAGGCCGUAACCCACGAGGCGCAACUGUUGAGAAUGGCGUGUGCUUCUUCUUCCGAAACAACCGGACGGGCUCCGCUUGGAUCGGUCGAUACGGAUGAUGAGAUCGAAUCUCUGCAGAAGUACGAAGACAGAGGCCUGGACGAGCUGCGAAAGUCACUACGGGAUAACAUUUCCAUCUCGGAGAUUGGUACCAACGACACGGAAUCGGAAGCGUUCUUCACUGGGUACGACACAGUGGACUUUUUCGGCGCAAUUACACCGUCACGACGCAACAAUUUAGAAGCUUCCAGUGGUGAGCACCGAGCGAUGGACUCAACGAUCGAUACGGAUAACAUUUCCGAGUUGAUGAGUGCACACGAUUACUCAGUAUCGAAUAUUUCCCCGGUGAAUAGUUCUCCUUCGUCGGCCAAAAUGCGGCUCAACAGUAGUGACAUUUAUCGAAGUUUCAGAGAUAAAUUAAGGUCGUCGUUUCGAAAAAGCAAAAACUUUAUUAAAAACGAGCAACGUAAAAUUGUGAAUUACUUCGAUGAGAAACCAGCGAAACGAGAAGAGUCCGGAAACAGGGUGGCGUUCGAUUUAGAUGAUUACUGCAAAAAAUAUGUUGACGAUGUCGACACGGAGGAAAUCUACCAGUCACUAAGCAAUGCAGGCUCACUAAUAGAGUUGAGUAACCAAUACCUGGCUGAACUAGUUAAUCAGAUCAAAACGCAAUGCGACGUAAGAAAACAGUUAAAACAAGCGCUAGCCGUUUGCCGAAAUACGAGAGAAUUUGAGUGUUCAUCAGAAUUGAUCGAGGCCGAGCGGUUGAUGUUAUUGUCGACCCUGAAAGAGAGUGCAGCCCGCAAUGAACUAAGCAAAAUUGAUUACAACGCGAACGGAAAAAUUCUCAACGAUGGCAAAAAAGUCGGCAUCGUUGCCUUGAACCAUUUCGAGUUCCCACUCAAGGAACCAGCAGUCAACGAUAUGUUGUUCAAUUAUUUCUAUGUGGUGGUGUGCUCCUAUAAGAACCAGGUGAAGGCAACACUAGCUAAAGAGCGAUACAAAGAUCGGGUCUAUUUCCGCAACUGUGAGAUAGAGUUCCACGAUCUGGAUGCCGAAUACGAAAUCCGCGUUGAGGUGUUUGUGCUGCGACUGCGAAAAAACGAACGAAACUUUAGCUUCGAAAGUAAAUAUCAUUUAAAUAAGGAAAUCAAAAACUUCCUUGGCUCCUGUCCCAGUCCGCCGAAGCUACGCAGUCCAGCAAAACUACUUUCGAGUCGCUCAAGUUCGCCGAAAAAUUUUGACUUCGAUAACGAGUUUUCGCGCUUCAAAUCACAGGGUUACAUAACGCUAACAUCGUUUAGCUUACUACCGGGCAACAGCUCCAUUCAGACGGAAGGUAACGAGCAGCUGUUGGAAAACUGUCGCCACUCGCCGUACUAUUCCGCUUCUAGCAAUUUCCAGCGGAUGGUUCGCCGUCAGGGUAAUCACAAUGUUUACCUGAUGGAAGAUUUCAAAUAUCUCAAACUAGACUCGAUGGUGUACAACUCAAAUCUGCUGGGUAGCAUUGGAAUGAGCGUUAAAAGUGAAGUAUUGUUCAUCAAUUCUGACAUUGAUGGGUUUAUAAAUGUGGGACAAAGCCGCACCGGGAGCAUCGAUUGGUGCCGAAAGUGGUGUAAGCUUAAUGGGUUCGUUCUGGAGUUCUGGAAUUACCCGCAGGAGUGUCAAGAAAAGCUUCCUACCCUCCAGAUCGACUUGACAAAGUGCAUCAACGACGGGGUGGAGCUCGCCGAUCGAGCUACCUGUUCGCGUCCUCGCACCUUCCGCUUAGAUGUGUUCGCCAAAGGCACCGGUAGCUGCAGUAGCAGUGGCAUUAGCAGCUACAAGGAUACAGAUUCCCAUCAGCACAAUCGAAACAGUGACAGUCAUAAUUCCCAACAACAAACACAACCACAGCAGCCUUUAUGUGAUAACACCAAAUCCUACCUUCUAUCGGUCGAUACGCCCAAUGAGCUUAAAACCUGGCUCAAUGAGCUAAAUCGUGUUGUUAAGUUUUUGAAAGAGUGGAAAAUUUGAGAUGGAGUUCACCAUUGAAAUCUAGAAAGAAAUUUGGUGCAAUAAUGUUUUUUAGGCUUUCGCCAACACUGGCUGCAGCUUAAGUCAUCGAUUAAGUAGUUUAGCAACUUUAGAAUAGCCAAACUAGCUGUAAUGAAAAGAAUCUCAAAUGUGUGUAAAAUAUGCCUGGUGCCUUUUCCCCUACAACAGAUUUCAAUCGUCGGUCAAUCCGUUAGGUUUUAUAACAUGUGACGCAGUAAAGGCGUAGUACAACGUAUGCUUAGUAGUUGUUGAACUUUAGAUUUUAGUUAAAAUGCAUUCCCUAUCGCGACAUAAUACAAUUACAUUCCACUGAAAAGGUACAUGAAAACCACACCGCAACCAAGUGCCUCUAUUGCUACUUAAUUGUUUCAACUUUUAGCUUAACAGAGAACACGUAGGUUUAACUUAGUAUCGUUCAUAGAGUUCAUAAAAUUGAGCCUGAUCGUUUCGAUUUAAGAAAUAACUCAUUUUCGUUACAAAUCCCAUAGCAAAUCGAAAUGAUCUCAACGUUAUAUUUUGCUAGCAGAUAAGACAAUUUUCUAUUUUAACAUAGAAGAUUUUAAAUCAAACUUUGUCUUUUCGAUUGUACUAUUUGUAAAGGUUUGGAAGUUAGUUCUACCAAUUCGCAAAUAUUUGAGCUCUCUUUUUGGAUUGAAUAAACGGUGUAUAUUUUCCUGUUACAGAAAA